Messenger RNA from Magnolia sinica, 745 nucleotides. RefSeq lists its product as uncharacterized. The transcript is spliced from 2 exons. The record is from RefSeq and is a predicted model, not a curated record. The coding region runs from base 134 to 640 and encodes 168 amino acids. NCBI's taxonomy places the organism in Eukaryota, Viridiplantae, Streptophyta, Magnoliopsida, Magnoliales, Magnoliaceae.
AGGAAAAAGAAAAGGAGCAUAAUCUACAUUCUAUCUUCCCUUCACAAAUUCAAGCAAAAGGCACCAUUCCCUUACACCCAGAUGAGCUCCAUCACUCUCAUCUUCCAGCUCUCUCAUUCUCCAUUUCUUGUUGAUGCAAGAUCCAAAGAACACACAAACAAGGAAGCCGUGGUAUCAAAGAGCGAUGGAGGCGGCAUAUAUUUGGAGACCAGCAUCCAAACCGUCAGGAAUUCCGGCGAAUUCCACCAGACCCAAGUUGCGGAAGAGCGCUUCGUUGAAGGUUGCAUCUUCGUUCACCCGCGUCUGUCUAUGUGCGCCGAUAUCUUCCUACACUGAGGUGUUUCGUGCUGAGCUUCCACCAAGGAGAAGUUAUAGUUAUCCGAGGUCAAAGUCAUUUGUGGCCCCUAGAGAGAAAUUGCCUACCAUGAGAAGCGCAGCCGCAGAAGGCGGCCGGAGAGUUUUUCGUGGAAAGUCACUGACUGAUGAUGUUCUGAUGAGGAGAUUUGUGGUGGAAGAAGAAGCAAUGAUGCAAGUAAGGAGGAGGAAUCAGAUGGAAGUAAUAAGGAGGAGGAGUUUGAUGAGAAAGAAAAAACUUGGGCCUAGUCCACUUAGUAGAAUGACAAUGGCAAGAGAAGAUUAAAAAGAUAAUUAAAAAUGAAAAAUGUAAGUUGUGAUUAUUUUCUUUAAUUGCUUGUUUAAAUUGGGUUUUUGGUUUGCAUAAUCAUUUGCAAUUUGUUUAAAAGUU